Messenger RNA from Phodopus roborovskii (desert hamster), 2297 nucleotides. RefSeq names its product septin 5 (gene Septin5). Gene Ontology annotation, biological process: cytoskeleton-dependent cytokinesis; regulation of exocytosis. The record is from RefSeq and is a predicted model, not a curated record. Bases 402 to 1370 code for a protein of 322 amino acids. NCBI's taxonomy places the organism in Eukaryota, Metazoa, Chordata, Mammalia, Rodentia, Cricetidae. Gene Ontology annotation, molecular function: GTP binding; molecular adaptor activity; GTPase activity. Gene Ontology annotation, cellular component: cell division site; synaptic vesicle; microtubule cytoskeleton. The transcript has 11 exons.
CCGCUCGGCUGGUGGUGAGACCCGACCGGCUGUCACCCAUUGUGGCACCGAUGCUGGUGGCGCCCAGGCGUGACCCCGCCCCCGCCGGCCGUCACCCAGCCCCGUGGCGAUAAUCGAUUGUCUAUAGGGGCAGCGCCGCCGCUCCUGGGGCUACGAAGGGGAAGAGUGGGCACCACGCCUGGUUCCCUGACCUGCAUAGUAGGGGCCUAGGCAUCUCCCAGAAAGGGAAACUGGGUUGAGGACCUCUCUUCUCUGGUCCAGGGCCAGUAUCUCCUUCCUAACCUGACCGGAAGGCCACGUGCUGGGGGUCCAGGGACAUCGACAAGCAGUACGUUGGCUUUGCCACACUGCCCAACCAGGUGCACCGAAAGUCAGUGAAGAAGGGUUUUGACUUCACCCUCAUGGUGGCCGGUGAGUCGGGCCUGGGGAAGUCUACUCUUGUCCACAGUCUCUUUCUGACUGACCUAUACAAGGACCGGAAGCUUCUGAGUGCUGAGGAGCGCAUCAACCAGACAGUUGAAAUCCUGAAACACACUGUUGACAUUGAGGAGAAGGGAGUCAAGUUGAAGCUCACCAUUGUGGACACACCUGGCUUUGGGGAUGCUGUGAACAACUCUGAGUGUUGGAAACCCAUCACCGACUAUGUGGACCAGCAGUUUGAGCAGUAUUUCCGAGAUGAAAGUGGCCUCAACCGGAAGAACAUCCAAGACAACCGGGUGCACUGCUGCCUGUACUUCAUCUCCCCCUUUGGACACGGACUGCGGCCAGUAGAUGUGGGUUUCAUGAAGGCCCUGCAUGAGAAGGUGAACAUCGUUCCACUAAUCGCCAAAGCUGACUGCCUGGUUCCCAGUGAGAUCCGGAAGCUGAAGGACAGGAUACGGGAAGAAAUUGACAAGUUUGGGAUCCAUGUGUACCAGUUUCCGGAAUGUGACUCAGAUGAAGAUGAAGACUUUAAGCAACAGGACCGGGAACUGAAAGAAAGUGCGCCCUUCGCUGUUAUUGGCAGCAAUACGGUGGUGGAGGCAAAGGGGCAGCGGGUCCGGGGACGACUGUACCCCUGGGGGAUCGUCGAAGUGGAGAAUCAGGCACACUGCGAUUUUGUGAAGCUUCGAAACAUGCUAAUCCGAACUCACAUGCAUGACCUCAAGGAUGUGACAUGCGAUGUGCACUACGAGAAUUACCGUGCACACUGCAUCCAGCAGAUGACCAGCAAACUCACACAGGACAGCCGUAUGGAGAGCCCCAUCCCGAUCCUCCCACUGCCCACCCCGGAUGCCGAGACAGAGAAGCUUAUCAGGAUGAAGGAUGAAGAGCUAAGACGCAUGCAGGAGAUGUUGCAGAAGAUGAAGCAGCAAAUGCAAGACCAGUGACACCCAACCCCAGGCCCACAACGCCAAGGAUAGACGGCGGUUCUCGGGCUGGCCCCUCUUACCCCUGGAUCCCAGACUGCCCUGGAUUCUACCCUGGGUUCAUCUGGAUCUCAGACGGCCUGGACCUAACCCUAACCCAAAGUGGCUUUGACCAGACUGUUCAGAGCCACAGCCCCCAGAUGACCCUAAUUUAUUCUCAGUACCCACCCUUCCUGGUCAUUUGUAUCUGCUUCUGAGUGGUCUAAACCACAAUCCCUCUCCCAACUUCCUGCUGCCCCCAAACCCCCCCCCCGCUCCCACCAACCUUGCACUUCCCGCCUAUCUUAAGGGAACAAGUUGUGCAUUAUCCCCAAGAUCUCUCUUCCUAAGAGGUCACUGCCCCAGCGGGCCAAUAAACCAGGGUAGAGGAGGGACAGGACGUGGAUGCAGGAUUCUGGGCCUAUUACCCAAGCUAGUACUGCAGAGUGGAAUUGGAAGGCCCAUUCUGCAGGUUCCAGUGGGCAAUGAAGCAUAUGCUAAUGCUACUAUGUGCAGAUGUAGGCCGGAUCUUCCCUCACUCCUUAACCAUUCUCUGUUCAGGGCCAGAGCACAUGGAUUUGGAGACUGAGGCCUUUAGGAAGAACCCAGACCUAGAUGCAUCUAGGAGGAAGGCCAGACUUGAAACUCUAGACUGCUCACGCUUCUUCCUGGGUCAACCUGAAGGACUCCAGAGGCAGCAGGAAAGGGGUGUCACCUAUGGCUAGACGACUUUCAUCUACUUUUGGGUUAAGGUCUUCUCCCAGCAGCAUUGUUGCACUGGGAUUCCAGCCAUUGGCCUCCAUCUCUCCACCCGCAUGAUCCCUCCUUACACACCCCAUUCUCCGUUUUUGUUCAGUUGAGAAUGCCGUGUCCUGUCCUGGUGACAGGAGAACAAAGUUGGUGAAUGUA